This is a messenger RNA of Ipomoea nil (Japanese morning glory), 621 nucleotides long. RefSeq names its product putative ribosomal-protein-alanine acetyltransferase. Bases 105 to 575 code for a protein of 156 amino acids. The transcript has 2 exons. NCBI's taxonomy places the organism in Eukaryota, Viridiplantae, Streptophyta, Magnoliopsida, Solanales, Convolvulaceae. The record is from RefSeq and is a predicted model, not a curated record. Gene Ontology annotation, molecular function: acyltransferase activity, transferring groups other than amino-acyl groups.
UGAAUUAGGGGAAUGAGCAACCCAUUUUGACCCGGCCGUUUCAGAUAAACGGGUUAAGUGUUGAGGGUUUUGAGUGAUUUGCAAAUUGCAGACAACUUUCCGACAUGGCGACUGUAGUUGAACUUCAGAAAAAUUCAGCGAAAUGGACUAAAGUUGUUGACGAAAUAGUGAGAAUAGAGAAACGAGUCUUCCCUAAACACGAAUCUCUGGCUCGAUCAUUCGAUGAAGAACUCAGGAAGAAGAAUGGGGGGCUGUUAUACAUGGAGGUCGGAGCAGGAGAAGUUGCUGGUUAUGUCAUGUAUUCUUGGCCCUCUUCCCUUGCUGCUUGCAUCACCAAAUUAGCAGUGAAAGAGAACUACAGAAAGCAAGGCUUUGGAGAAGCCUUACUUAAGGAAGCAAUUCAGAAGUGCAGAACAAGAAAGGUUCAGCGUGUUUCACUUCAUGUUGAUCCCUCGAGAAUUGCAGCCAUGAAGCUUUACCAGAAGCUUGGUUUCCAAGUGGAUACUCUUGUGGAGGGCUAUUAUUCUGCAGAUAGAAGUGCGUAUAGAAUGUAUUUGGAUUUUGACUCGGAAUAACCAAAUGAAAAUUUCAAAUUUAUAAAGUUAUGAUGUUUAUAUUAGA